CGAUCGCGUUUUGUUUGCUCGGACAUUAGAAAUAAUAUGCAGAGGUUCACUGUUAACUUUUCCCGUUUUUCCCCUAUUGUUAUCCGACGUCAUACGAAAGCUAAGUUUAUAUUAUUUCUAUUUUAAGUUCUUUUUUUCUUGUUUCGUUUUAUAUAAAUGGAGCAAGACAAUUCGCCUAUGCCACCUCCGUUACCUGAACGGCCGUUACAGGCUACACUCAUUGAAGAAGAAGAAACACCAGUACUACCACCUCGUCCGAUCGAAGAGAGUAGAAAUGUGCCAAGAAAAGCUCGUUCACAUGUUACUGCAGAUCUUGUUCCUGAUCUACACGGCAUUCUGACAAAGCAACGACUUUCUACUGAACUUGAUACGAGUAACACUGCGCGAAUAAGACAGGCUGUCACUGAAGCAGAACACAAGACGGUACCAGCUACAGCACCGACCAAAGCAGUAAGUAUGCCAGGAACAUUUCGAACGGGCUGGAAAGCGUUUUCUAUUUCUUCCAAUGUGAAACGAACCGACGUACUGGACGAAGUAUUACCCAACUUUCUUUAUGGACAAUGGUAUCAUAAUGCAAUAGCCCUCUUUGUCACUGCCGCGGGUUCAUUUAUACUAGCAAAAAUGAACGCGAGUAUCGGAACGGUUAUUCUGUUUUGCUUCUUUAUUGGUCAUUAUUUCCGUACGAGUAUGCGAAGGUUCAGACGGUAUGCGAGAGACGAUAUUCAACGAGAGGUGAUCAAGUUCAAGAUGGAGGCCGGUGUUGAAUCUGUAGAGUGGUUAAACAGCUUUAUGCAAAGGUUUUGGCUUAUUUUUGAACCUGUCUUGAGUGCCUUGGUUGUAGAAAACUUGGAUAAUUACAUUUCUGAUCUUUUGCCGCCUUUUUUGGAUUCAGUUCGAUUAUCGACAUUUACGUUGGGAACAAAGCCUUUUAGAAUUGAAAGUGUCAAGACGUAUCCUAAUACUGAUCCCGAGAUUGUGUGCAUGGAUUGGAAAGUAUCGUUUAUACCGAAUGACUUGAAUGAUUUGUCUUUAAAGGAGCUGGAUAGAAAGGUGAAUCCAAAGAUAACCAUGAAUGUUAGGUUUGGUAAAGGUCGUAUUGGUGCUGGAUUUCCUGUACUGAUCGAGGAUAUGUCAUUUCAUGGCCAUUUACGUGUUAAAAUCAAGUUUAUGAGCAAAUUUCCUUUUGCAAAAUUGGUUGAUAUGAGCUUUUUGGAAAAACCACAGUUUGAUUAUGUCUUGAAGCCAUUAGGAACGGAUUCAUUUGGAUUUGAUGUGAAUUUGAUUCCUGGGUUACAAAGCUUUAUUAAAGAUCAACUUCAUGCUAUUUUGGGCCCUCUCAUGUAUGCUCCUAAUGUGUUUACGCUUGAUGUUGAAAAGAUACUCUCUGGUGAUUUUGACUUUAGCUCAGCUAAUGGUGUGUUAGCUGUCACUGUCUAUUCAGCUACUGCCUUUGAAAACGUCGAUGAUCUCCUAGACGAUGAUCUCCCCAAUACAUAUAUUCGAUUUUACUUGGAUCAUGGACAAGAAUUGGAUCGAACAAGCGUAUACGAGCGCUCCUUUUCACCACAAUGGAACGAAACAAAGUUUUUGAUGCUAAACAGCUUAAAUUCACUCUUAUCUGUGGAAUUAAAGGCAUCACGUCCAGGCUUAAAGGAUAGAAGAUUGGGAACUGCCAACUUUGAUCUUUCUAAAUUAGAUAAUGAUAUGGAUACAGACCAGAAAGGAUUGACUUUGACGCUCUUACGAAACGGAAAGUUUGUUAGUGAUCUUUGCGUUGAUCUACGAUACUUGCCGAUUUCUAAACCGACAAAGCGCGCGGAUGGUACGAUGGAAGCAGCAUUAGAGUCCAAUUCGGGUGUGGCUCGUAUUGUGAUUCAUGAAUGUACCAAUUUGAUAUCCAAGGACCGUAUCAGCCCAUAUGUUCGAGUGAUCAUGAACGGAAAUGAAAAGAAGAGAACACAUGUAGUGAAAAGAAGCAACAGCCCUAGAUAUGAUGUUCCCUGUGAGGUUGUCAUCUUGGACAAGACGAACGUCUUUGUUCGUAUCGAAGUGAUGGAUGAAGAUCAAGUAUUAGGCAGCAUCGGUGGCCAGUUUGUAGAUUUGAUUCGUCUUCAGCAGAAUAAUGAUGGAUGGUGGGAUAUAACAAAUGGAGAACAAACUGUUGGACAAAUUCACUUGAGUGCUGAAUGGAAACCCAUGGUGACGACAGGCUUAUCUGAUAUUCUGGAUGGUCAUGAAUUUAACAAACCUGCUAUUGGUGUUAUACGCUUUACCAUCUGGGAAGCUCGUGACCUUCGCAAUGUCGAGCUAGUGACAAACGGUAAAAGUGAUCCUUACGUUCGUAUAUUGUCCGGAUUCCAAGUGCGUAAUCGUACCGAAGUCGUGGAUAACAACUUGAAUCCAGAAUGGGGCGAAACGUUGUAUGUCCCUGUUCAUUCCCUCAAGGAAAAUCUUGUGCUAGAAGCUAUGGACUGGAACGCACGAACAAGAGAUAAGUCACUGGGUAUGACAGAGUUUAAGGUAUCAGAGGUCAUUCAGCAGCAGAUAGGUGACCAAAGCGUUGAUCCCGAUGUCUGGUAUGAAUCAAACGGAAGAAAGAUUGAUAGAUGGGACAGAUUACAUUCUGCUGACAGACGAUCAUUUAAAGGCGAGCUACACUAUUCAGCUGAAUUCAUUCCGGUCAUCCAACUACCACAGAAAACAGAAUCAUUGCCACUUUGUACUCUGCGUGGGUCUUAUGUUAGAUACACGCCUGAUGAUUUGAUUGAUCUUGAUUCAUACAGCUCUGGUGUUUUGAAAAUUAAAAUUCACGAAGUUCAGCUUUCUUCUACUGCUUACUGCUACUGUCACGUGAUUGUGGAUGCUCUUAUGCCUCAAUAUAAAACAGCCAAACUUCGCGGUGAUAUACUCCGGUUUAACGAGAAUGCAGAUGCGUUUAUAAAGGAGAUUGACUUUUCCCGUAUUGCGAUUGAAAUCAAGCCAGCUUAUGUUGAUGAGAAAGAGAUUUACAAGUUGGGCCAUUGGAUAGACACAGGCUCAUCUAUUGUUCGCCGUAUCAUGAAACGCAAGCGUGCAGGAUAUAAAGAGGAUGAAGGAACCUGGUUUAACUUGAUGGGAACAGAUGGACCCGGUCGAAUUAAGCUUGGAUUUGAUUUUGUCCCACUCGAUGAUUUUGUGCUAAAUCCUGAUGAAAGUCUUGACAAUCAAGGUGUCUUAUCAGUGGACUUGUUAAGUGCUCGUGACUUGAUGGCAGUUGACAAGACGGGCACCAGCGACCCCUAUGUUGUGUUUACAGUCAAUGGUGAGAGGUUAUACAAGAGUGAUGUUAUCAAAAAGGCAUUGAAUCCCAAAUGGAGCCGUGCGAGGUUUACUGUUCCCAUUCAAUCAAGAGUAACAGCAAGUAUACGAAUUGAGGUAUUUGAUUGGAACCAUGUGAAGGGCCAUCGACCGAUUGGCUCAGGUGGAUUUACAUUAAGAGGUGAUGCUGUCGAGAGUUUUAAGGCUCGUCUAGUGGAUGUACCACUUGAUGGCGUAGAAGGUGUAUCAGGCAGUGUGCAAAUCAGAUUAACAUGGCAUCCUCAACUCUUGAUCAAUAAGAAGACACAGACAUCUGUCUUGGGAACCACUCGUACCUAUGCUCACGAUGAUGUCAAUCUGGAAGCAUCUGGACCACUUUUAAGAGAUGCUGAAUCAUCGCGUAUAUCUAGUGACAGCCAAAGGGAGUCCUAUGGUCGACCUUCCUUAGAGUCUGAUUCUCGCUUCAGUUUGGAUGAUUCAGUAUCUAUUGCACCUUCUUCCUUUAUUGACGAAGAUCAAGUCAGUGAUACGACAGGACGUGAUGGUACUGUCAUGAUUACGAUUUUAGAAGCAAGAGGACUAAGAGGCGUUGAUAAGAAUGGAACGAGUGAUCCUUUUGUUCGUGUACGACAUGGAAGAUCAGAUAUAUACAAGACGAGAUAUAUCUCCAAGACACUCGCACCAGAAUGGAAUGAGAAUUUUAGCUUUAAAGUAACAAGUGAACCCUUUGCAUUAGAUUUCAAAGUUAAGGAUCAUAAUCGACUUCGAUCAUCAGUGGACCUUGGACAGUAUAGAUGUAAUAUUUGGGACCUAAUUAAACCAGGUCGUGGACAGAAUGAAUGUAAACAAUGGUUACCUUUGUAUCCUACUGGCAGUGGCGAACUUUAUGUUCACAUACAAUUUACAGAAUAAAUGACCAUCUUUUUUUUUUUUGCAACUCGACAAGUUGACAAGUGUAACAAUUGAGGAGGGGGGAAAGUCAUCAACUUUGUGUGUCAUACUGAAU
This is a messenger RNA of Rhizopus microsporus ATCC 52813, 4303 nucleotides long. RefSeq lists its product as uncharacterized. Gene Ontology annotation, molecular function: lipid binding. The record is from RefSeq and is a predicted model, not a curated record. The coding region runs from base 157 to 4209 and encodes 1350 amino acids. Lineage: Eukaryota; Fungi; Mucoromycota; Mucoromycetes; Mucorales; Rhizopodaceae. The transcript has 12 exons.